Pelmatolapia mariae (spotted tilapia) is the source of this 3727-nucleotide messenger RNA. Its product is annotated as proton myo-inositol cotransporter-like. Lineage: Eukaryota; Metazoa; Chordata; Actinopteri; Cichliformes; Cichlidae. The transcript has 11 exons. The record is from RefSeq and is a predicted model, not a curated record. Bases 289 to 2112 code for a protein of 607 amino acids. Gene Ontology annotation, molecular function: myo-inositol:proton symporter activity. Gene Ontology annotation, cellular component: apical plasma membrane. Gene Ontology annotation, biological process: transmembrane transport; myo-inositol transport.
GCAAAGCAGUAUCGCUGUCAGUGGUGAACAAAAACAUCUAAAGUCAGCUUAAAGUCAUCAACCUACACUGUUUAGGCAGCUUUCCCACGACGCGACUCCGAAAUCCGCCACACUAGCAGAAUCUGGCGCUCGGUUAACCACAGGAGUUUGUCACGAAAUGUUGUCGUCAUCAAAGUUAGCUAGUAUAGCUGCUAAAAUCACGACGUGGUGCUUUCUUUCCUGUUGCUUUUUCGAGCUGGACACCUAAAAACACACCCAAGCAGCUAUGAUGAGUACAGCUUGGAGCACAUGAGCAACCUUAUGGCCAGCAGGAGACAGAAAGCCGGGGACGAUGGAGAGCGGAGUCUCAUAGGACCUCCAUCUAGGCAUGUGGAUGAGAAUCUCCUAGACCGGGAUGCCCCCAAGCCGCUUUUUGUCUAUUUGUUGGCGUUUUUCUCUGCCUUGGGGGGAUUCCUCUUUGGGUAUGACACUGGAGUGGUUUCUGGAGCCAUGAUUCUCCUCAAGAAAGAGAUGAACCUGAAUGCUCUGUGGCAGGAGCUGCUGGUUUCCAGUACUGUGGGAGCUGCAGCGCUCUCUGCCCUGAGUGGAGGCUACCUGAACGGGUGGCUGGGCCGCAGGAUCUGUAUCCUUGUGUCCAGCUUUAUCUUCACUGUCGGUGGCAUCAUCUUGAGUCUUGCCCCAGACAAGGUGGUCCUCCUUAUUGGCAGAAUUACAGUUGGUUUGGGCAUAGGCAUUGCUUCCAUGACUGUUCCUGUGUACAUCGCAGAAGUUUCCCCUCCUCACCUACGAGGUCAGCUGGUCACCAUCAAUUCCCUCUUUAUCACUGGUGGCCAGUUCAUUGCCAGUGUGGUUGAUGGGGCUUUCAGCUACCUGAGACAAGACGGCUGGAGGUACAUGUUGGGCCUUUCCAGCCUUCCUUCUGUGCUGCAGUUCUUCGGCUUUAUUUUCCUGCCGGAGAGCCCCCGUUGGCUCCUCCAAAAAGGCCGAAGCCUAGAGGCUCAUCAGGUUCUCAGCCAGAUCAGAGGAGGCCAGAACAUUGAUGAGGAGUAUGACACCAUCAGAGCCAGCAUUGAGGAAGAAGAGAAAGAUUUAGAUGGAGGUGGGCCUGUUAUUUUCCGUAUCCUCAGGCACUCGCCGACUCGUAGGGCUCUCAUCGUUGGUUGUGGGCUCCAGAUGUUUCAGCAGUUGUCUGGGAUAAACACCGUCAUGUAUUACAGUGCAACCAUUGUGCAGAUGGCUGGGGUGCGUGAUGAUAAACAGGCAAUAUGGUUGGCCGCAGCAACUUCAGCUACCAACUUUGUGUUUACCUUGUUGGGAGUCUGGCUUGUUGAGAAAGUGGGUCGCAGGAAGCUGACCCUGGGCAGUCUUUUAGGAACUGGUCUGAGUCUGGCUCUGUUGGCAGUUGGGUUCUUGCUAUCUGCCCAGAACUCUCCUCCUAUAACCCUCCACCCAUUAGACCCCCAAAACUCAACCUGCAGGACAUAUGGGUCUUGUGAAGGCUGCAUGCUGGAUCCGGAUUGUGGUUUUUGUUUCCUUGAAAAUGGCACCAAUGUGUACGACUCUUCCUGUGUUCCUGUCAAUCAGUCAUCCACGGAUCAUGCAGCCUGGGGAAGGUGUUCCAAUGGAACAGAAGCAAGUGACAAUCCAAUUUGGGCGUACAACUACUGUCCUUCAUCUUACUCCUGGAUUGUUCUUUUUGGCCUCAUCCUCUACCUUGCAUUCUUUGCUCCAGGUAUGGGCCCCAUGCCUUGGACAGUGAACUCUGAGAUCUACCCACUUUGGGCGCGCAGUACUGGCAACGCCUGUUCAGCUGGGGUGAACUGGAUCUUCAAUGUCUUGGUGUCUCUGACGUUUCUCCAUGUUGCAGAGUUUCUUACUUAUUACGGUGCGUUCUUCUUGUACACGGGCCUGGCCAUGCUGGGUCUCAUCUUUGUACUGGGCUGCCUCCCAGAGACCAAGGGCCUACAGCUGGAAGAGAUCGAGAACCUGUUCGCAGGUCAGCUCUGCUCCUGUGGAGAUCCUUCACCCAACGACAAUCGUCAUGUCCAAUACAUCCGGGUAAAAGGCAGCAACUACCUCCCCUCUGACAACGACGCCUCAGAUGUAGAGUAGACUGGGAUGAGUUCGCUUUCCACUCUGUCCUUUGGUUUUGCUGGGAUGGAUGCUCUUGCGGGGAGGAAAAGGUAUUCACGGUUCCCCACUGGUGGCUGUGAUCGAAUGGGACCAAACGCAGGGUAGAGCUCCCCUGGGGUUGACUUUAACUGGCGCUUUCUUUCAUUUAAGCAACUUUUUAAAUUUUCUUUUUAGUUUUACUUCUGCCUUUAUCUCACCUGGAAAUCGGGUUGCUUUGCAUUUCUUACUUUUGAAUAUCCUCCUUAUUUCUCAUCGUCAUUUAUGCACUAAUAAAAAGGGAAUAUUGGUGUCUACGCAGUAUUGCUGUGGGCACAGUUAAUCUGUGACAGAUUGCUGGGAUCAGAAAAUCCUUGUUUUACAAACUGAUCAGACCACAAUGAAAAUGAGUGAAAUAUUUCCAUUUUCUUGGAGAGAAACCUUUUAGAAACAAGCCUUUUGUUGUUGUUUUGUUUUUGUUUUAACCACACAGUUGGUUGAUGACUCCUCGUUUACCUUCACAUAUUUCAUUCCAUUAAGUUGCGUGAUUUCCAUCUGACCAUCCAUCUUUUAUAAACUACAAAAAUGAGAUACGGGCAAAAAUAUGAUUGUGGUGAAAUUAUAAGGAUUUGAGAAUUUGAAGAUCUGUGAAACUGCUUUCACUGAUUUCUGCCAUACUUGGACGUUUGCACAUCUUUUCGAAAUCAUUAACAUGGGGUUAUUCCUCCAAUCAGCGCUGGUGUCAAAAAUACUAAUCACGUGUUUCUGUUGUCAACUAGAAAGUGGGCGAGUUUGCACUUUAAAGUCUUUUAUUUUUUCAAUAAAUAAUCAAAUAAAGUGAUAAAUAAACUAUAUGUUUCCUACGUGCCAGAUUGCUAUAGCAAGUUGUUGUUUUUUUAGCAUGAUUUGGAAUUCAGCCAAGCAAACUAUGGAGCCGUGGAGUCAGACAGUGCCAUAGCCUAUAUAACUGUAAGUAAUGCAUCGAGGUAUUAAAGUGCUACAAACUUUGAUGUUAUGUUACAGUACAAAGAAAAAUGCCUUUUUGAUGUUCAAAAUGUUCAAUUUCAUAUCUUUGUUGUUGCAGCUCAGAUAAUGGUGAUCAAGAACAACGUCCCACAGAGGGCUUUUGUACAGAAUGUCCUUUUUGCACUGGGAUACUUUGAUAAGUACCAGUUUGCUUUAUUGGCACUAAUGGCAUCUACAAAUAUUGAGUUCUUGUUAAACAUUUUUCAUACGGCCUUAUUUUUUUUGUACAUCAAGCACAGGCUAAGAUGUAUUUGGAAAUUGUACAAAUCAUCCGCAUGGAAACAUGAAAAUGCUUGAUACCUAAAACUACAUUAUCUGUAGUUACAGAUCCAUUCUGCUUUUGUUUGAAAUGAAUGGAUUUCCCUCCUGUGCUGGGGGAAAAAAGAAUAGACUCAUGACACUACCACCUUUGUAUGAGACAGUUUUCCCUCAGGUGAACAGAGCUGAUUGUCUUGACAGCUUCGAGGGGAAAGCAUUUCAGGUUAAAAGGCCAUAAAUGAAUUUUAUGGAUAAGUGAGAUGAUCAGCAUUUUGUAUAUGAAAACUUGACUGUUUGCAAAGUUACAAUAUAUGUGUGGUUUUUUUUUUUCUUU